UUUUUUCUACAAUGGUCUUCCUUUAAAUAGCAACGUUCUUCUGUUUCUGGGCUCGGCGGCUACGAGGGGUUUAUCGUUUACACAACCAUACCAGCUGAAAUAGGGUUUACCAGAAAACAAAACACACCGACGUAAUGAAAGCCUUAACCUCCAAACAGGUUUUGCAGGAGAAUCACACCUCUGAUCCUAACGCCGUUACAUCUUUUACCUUCACCCACAGAGCUCUAUCGGAUGUUUCGUGCUUGGCUGAAUUCAGGAAAUUGGAGAAACUGGACCUCACCUUUAACAAUCUGUCGUCUCUUGAGGGUCUGAAGCCAUGUGUGAACCUGAAGUGGUUAUCAGUUAAGCAGAACAAGCUUCGAAGCUUAAAAGGGAUUGAAGGGUGUGUUCGUCUUACGGUACUUAAUGCUGGAAGCAACAUGCUUCAAUCAAUGGAGGAGGUCAGCAGUCUUGUGAGGCUACGUGCACUAAUCUUGAAUGACAAUGAGAUUGUUUCAAUUUGCAGGCUUGAUCAGAUGAACGAAUUAAAUACCAUAGUCCUUUCAAGGAAUCCAAUUUCUAAAAUUGGUGAAAGUCUAGGCAAGGCUAAUUCAAUCACAAAACUGUCUCUUUCAAACUGCAAAAUCCAAGAGAUAGAUUCUUCAAUCAAGUAUUGUAUGGAGUUGAGAGAGCUCAGGCUUGCACACAAUGAGAUCAGAGCUCUCCCUAGUGAGUUGGGUCGGAAUACAAAAAUCCAAAAUUUGGAUUUGGGAAACAACCUGAUCACGAGGUGGUCAGAUCUUAAGAUACUUUCUUCAUUCACAAACCUGAAAAACCUGAACCUAGUUGGGAAUCCGGUUGCAGAGAAGGAUGUGUUAACCAAAAAGAUAAAGAAUCUGGUCCCAAGCUUACACAUAUUCAACGGCAGACCAAUCGAUAAAGUCAUUAAGAACGCAACGGAGGAUAAUCAUUCAGUAGUUGAUGCGAAAACGGGACAAAAGAUGAAAAAACACAAGCAGCCAGAUAAGCCCACAAACAAAGACAAGGACGAAAAUACCCUUUCAACGGAUCCCAAAUCAAAGCGCAAAUCAAGGGACUCCAAGGACAAAUCCGUCAUUGACACCGGGGAUGCAGCGAAAGUACGUCAUGAUGAUGCUGAUGAGAUGGUGUACAUUGAUGCUACUGAGAAGAAAGAAAUUAGAAAUGAAAAGAGAGAGGAUGAUGAUGAUGAUGAUGUGGCGGUGGGAAAGAAAAAAAAGAAAGUUAAGAAGAGCAAAGCUAGCGGUUCUUUGGCGGUGCAGUUGUUGACCCCGGAGCCUGAAGUUGGGUUAGGCGGGCCCUCCGCAUGGGAUCUCUGAGUAUCAUUAUACACGUAUGUAUAAGGUUGGCUUACAUCUUUCAUUGAUUUUUUUUCUUCUACGUAUCGAUUCACUUUUUAAGUUGUAAAAUUAGUCUUGUCCUUCUGCAAAGCCUUUUUUUUCUAAUCCUGAGGCAUUCAGUCUUGGCCUUUGCUGGUUGUAAUGUUGUGUUUAGUUUUGCGGCUUCUUGAUUUUGGUGUAGUGUUUAUGAUUUCUUGCUCGAGUAAAUUGCAGGAAAUAGCAACAUAGUCUAAUGUACUUUAUUUUUUUUACUUAUAGCAGCAAUAUACUUGCAUUUCCUUACACAAA
Molecule: messenger RNA, 1646 nt
Organism: Lactuca sativa (garden lettuce)
Lineage: Eukaryota; Viridiplantae; Streptophyta; Magnoliopsida; Asterales; Asteraceae
Product: Leucine-rich repeat (LRR) family protein
Molecular function (GO): protein binding
Source: RefSeq, a predicted model, not a curated record